AAGCAGUAGACAUGGCAAAAUUCAUUGAUGAGAUAUUUAGAAUGGCGGCUCUUUUAUUGAAUUUAUCUUCAAAGUCGGCUGAAAAGUGAUAACGAUGUCCGAGUUGAGUGCCAAACACAGAGCUCUGAACGUCUUACAGACCUUGACGUCAGAUCCCAGGAGCCACUCCAUCAAGACUUCUCCAAGACCUGAUCUAUCCGCUUCUCAAGAGAUCCUGUCCGGCAAGUAUAGGGAGCUUGCUACCUUACUGGCUACUCAACAUGUGGAACGUAAAACUGUCUCCCGACUUCAGUCUGUGGAUUUAGUGUCGAGUCGCCUAGGAAAUGCUCAGAGAACACGGUUUUACCAUGACAACCAGAGGAAGGCAUCACAGAGAAGACAAAGAAGGAAGGCUGCUCAGUCUGAGGACAGCUUCCCCGAAGCGGAACUCUCAUCUUGCCUUAAAGAGAGGAGCAAGACGGAUUCAACUGAAGUCAAGAUUGUCGAGUUGCAAGCGACUCAAAAUACAAGUGUCAAGAAUAAAAGGGUCUCGUUUUCUGGGUCAAGGGCACAGUUAUGCGUUGAUGGGUAUGCAUCGUCAAGUACUGAUGUAUCAGAUACUGAAGUGAUAAGGAGAAUUCUUUGUAGUCCUCGUAAAAUCAUCACUGAGGAGGCCAACACAAGUUCGGCAAAACAAAACCUUUCUCCCGCUAGGAACAAAAAAACAGUACCAUCCAAAAAGAAAUCUCGCAAACAAAAGAGAUCUCCCAAACAGCCUACUAGCAAGGGUGAUACUCCAGCACAUGAAUCUGAGACGCUCAAGAUUACAGAGUUCAACCACUCAGAUCACAAGCUGAACAGUUCUAGUAACCCUGAUGUCUUGUCGUGGCUUAAGGCAAAGAAUAAAAUCAUAAGAAAGCAAAAGCGAACUGAGAAGAAGAAAGAACGUCUCGAGCAGCUUGCCGAGCAAAAAGUCGCCGAGAAGAAGUCAAAGAAACUGGUGGAGUCAGAGGAAAAAGUCACUGAGUGGAUGAAGGUGAAGAAAGUGGAGUCCAUCUUACAACGACGGUUCGAGAAAAAGAUCCUAAGAGAAAAGCGAGAAUCUCAAAAGGACCUUGUUGGAACUUCUCCUGAUGGAGCGAAAGUGGACUCACUUAAGACUAAACGCGAGAGUGAUUCUCCUAGGAAUCGGAAAUCGUCCUCGAAAGAAAACAUUGCUCAGAAGAAGGAUAAUCUUGAGGAAGAGCAGCGGCAUCAUCUUGUGAGGAACUUGGAGGCGGAGAGACUCCAUGCUGAGGAGAAGAGACAAGCCAAAGACGCACGACGAAGGAGACUUCUUAAAGAAGCCCAAACCACACCUGGUUCCAAAGGACCUCAUCCACGACCUCCUUCUGUCUCGAAGAAACUCUCAAGCUCUGACUCUAAGAAGGUGAACAAAUCCAUCUCUGAGGCGUCGCCAGAAAACAAUCCAAAAUCAAAAGCCGGUGGAGACAAAUCUAAGACAAGCCCAUCGUCAAACCCGUUGAAGGGAAUGACUUAUGAGGACUGGCUCAAGCAGAAGCAAACAGAUCAACACAAACAGGCAAAGGACGCUAAGAAGCAAGAAGUUUGUGAUCCGGAGCUUGACGAUCUGAUUCCGUUACUCGCCAGGAGACGUAUUGAACAGAUCAAAAUAAGGGCGACCCGUGUCGACUCUGGACUGCGUAGGUCGAAAACUCCAACGAGUCUGGAGAGUGAUCAAACAGAUAAGCAGAACACAACGAACGGAGAACGACCGUACACCUGGAAGUCACCUACUGAUGAUUCAAGUACAAAACCGGACACUAAAAAAUCAGGGGGGUCUGCGAAGCGUAAAAUUUUUACAAAUACAGCAUCAAAAGAAAAGUUUUCAGCAAAAGAGUCGGAUGAAAUCCAAACUAGAAUGGCAAUUUCAAUGCCUGAUGUGAUUAACUUUGUUGAACGGCCAGAACCACAAGGUUGUGAAGGCACUCAGGAGUUUCCUUGCCAAAGUCCCAAAACGAACCAAUCAAAUAAGAACCCUGAUGAAAUUAACCAAUCAGAGACCACUUUGGGCAAUUCAAAAGUCACCUCGGCCAAUGUAGAGGCAGAAAACGAAAGCUCCAGUUCAGAUGGUACAAUAUUUCUGACUGAACCUGAAUCUCUCAAAAAAUGAUCACAACCAGCAAAUUUUAAAACCAUAUUUCAAAUUAAAUCCAAUGAAAAUUCAUUAUUUCGUACAUAUUCAAAGCUUCCUUAAAGGCACUGGACACUAUUGGUAAUUACUCAAAAUAAUUAUUAGCAUAAAACCUUACUUGGU
Asterias rubens (European starfish) is the source of this 2296-nucleotide messenger RNA. Its product is annotated as cylicin-1-like. Bases 95 to 2152 code for a protein of 685 amino acids. The transcript has 2 exons. The record is from RefSeq and is a predicted model, not a curated record. NCBI's taxonomy places the organism in Eukaryota, Metazoa, Echinodermata, Asteroidea, Forcipulatida, Asteriidae.